Molecule: messenger RNA, 444 nt
Organism: Dendronephthya gigantea
Lineage: Eukaryota; Metazoa; Cnidaria; Anthozoa; Malacalcyonacea; Nephtheidae
Product: 39S ribosomal protein L38, mitochondrial-like
Exons: 4
Coding region: 11-409 (132 amino acids)
Cellular component (GO): mitochondrial large ribosomal subunit
Source: RefSeq, a predicted model, not a curated record
ACUACACUGGAUGGUCGGUAAUAUUCCUAACGGAGAUUUAACUCAGGGGGAGUCAGUCUGCCAGUAUCUUCCACCAUGCCCUGUUAAAGGAACUGGUUAUCACAGAAUUGUGUUUUGUCUUCUGAAGCAAACAACACGCUAUGAUUACGAGGCUAUUCACACAAGACAUAACACAAGAUGUCUCGUCAGCAGAUCGUUUAAAACAUCGACGUUUUUGGACAAUUUUCAACUUGUUCCUCAGGCACUUUCCUUCUUUCAAGCAACCUGGGACAUGUCCGUAUCAAAUAAUUUCACAAAAAUCUUGGGUAUAAAAGAACCCGUGUAUGACCUGGAGCCAUUCUUGACACCGAACCAAAGAAAACGUUCACAAGUUAGAGAGAUAUUCGCAAAAAAAUACACAAAUAUGUAACGAGUUUUGCUCUCUGUAAAUCGGUCUAAAUAAAU